GGGGCGGGCGCAACUAAGAAAAUUAUAAGGUCAUUUGAAUUACGCCUGCUAGAGAGCUUAUCGGCUACAAUGAACCCGGGAAUGAUAUAAAUGAUCGCGACAAUGAACGGAUGAUGAUCGCGGGGUCAAAGUCGACGCGCACCGCCGGGAGAUUUUGGAGGAGCAGCCGCCGCCGCAGCAGCAGCAGCAGGUCGUUGUUCCGUUAACGACAGGAGGGAUCCCAGUGCGUGUUGUCUGUGUGCGUUUCUCUGUCCAAAGGCGACCGAGCGGCGGUGACGAGCACAGGGGGGGCGACCCGGCCAGCCUGUAAGCCGAUCAAGGUGGAAUCGCACACGACGAGUUUGGAUUUCUGCGCACCUACAUGCUUGUGACGGUGUGAUCGAGGUGCUGCAAGGAUGAUGCGUCUGGCAUGUUGCACAGUCCUGCUGUUCGUAUUGAGGCUGCUGGUGGGCCUGCCUUGGUACCAAGUUCUUCCGGCCGUCCUGAUCUUCUACCUGGGAAGCGGGGGAUGGAAAUUCCUGCAGAUUUUCGCCAGAACAGUCGGCAGAGACUUACACGCGGCGACGGUGUUGUUGCGGGUGAAGAUGAACGUCAGGCGCCACCUCAAAGAGAAGAACACCAUUCCCAAGAUAUUUGCUGAAACAGUGGAACGCUACGGGGACAAAACGGCACUCAUCUUUGAGGGGACUGGAGAGAAGUGGACUUUCCAACAGCUGGAUGAAUACUCCAACAGAGUGGCGAACCUGCUGCUGGAGCGAGGAUUCAGAGAGGGCGAUGUUGUGGCCAUUUUCAUGGAGAACAGGUCUCAGUACGUGGGCCUGUGGUUGGGCAUGGCUAAGAUCGGAGUAGAGGCCGCCCUCAUCAACUUCAACUUGAGACUAGAGGCCUUAGUCCACUGCAUCACCAUCUCCAAUGCAAAGGCUGUGGUUUUUGGAUCGGAGCUCACUGAUGCGGUGUCUGAGGUCCACAGUUCGAUGGGGAAGGCGGUGCAGAUGUUUUGCUCCGGUGACUGGGACCCCAAACGGUUGCCGCAGGGAACCGAGUGCCUGGAGACGCUGCUUGAUGGAGCCCCUUCAUACCUGCCCCGCCGGCCUCAGCGCUGCUUCACAGAUCGCCUGUUCUACAUCUACACAUCAGGAACCACUGGGAUGCCUAAAGCUGCUAUUGUUGUGCACAGCAGGUACUACCGCAUGGCAGCUUUGGUGUAUUACGGCUUUAGGAUGACGUCAGAUGAUGUAUUGUAUGACUGCCUUCCACUCUACCACUCUGCAGGAAACAUAGUGGGAGUGGGUCAGUGCAUCAUACACGGCAUGACUGUGGUCAUCAAAAAGAAGUUCUCUGCCUCGCGGUUCUGGGACGACUGUGCCAAAUACAACUGCACUAUUGUGCAGUACAUUGGUGAGAUCUGCCGAUAUCUGCUCAACCAGCCGGUGCGGGAAGCAGAGAAACGGCAUCGAGUCCGCAUGGCUUUGGGCAACGGUCUGCGCCAGUCCAUAUGGGAGGAGUUCAUGCAACGCUUCAACAUCCCACAGAUUGCAGAGUUCUAUGGAGCCACGGAGUGCAACUGCAGCCUGGGCAACUUCGAUAACAAGGUUGGAGCGUGCGGCUUCAACAGUCAGAUUCUCCCCUACAUCUACCCCAUCAGACUGGUGAGGGUUGAUGAGGAGACCAUGGAGCUCAUUAGGGGUCCUGAUGGCGUCUGCAUUCCCUGUAAACCUGGUGAGCCUGGCCAGCUCGUUGGCAGGAUUAUUCAGAAUGAUCCUCUCCGUAGGUUUGAUGGCUACGUCAACCAAUCAGCAACUAGCAAGAAGAUCGCUCAAAGCGUUUUCAAGAAGGGAGACAGUGCCUAUCUAUCUGGUGACGUGUUGAUCAUGGAUGAGAACGGCCACAUGUACUUCAAGGACCGAACAGGAGACACGUUCCGCUGGAAAGGAGAGAACGUCUCGACGACCGAGGUGGAAGGAACUCUAAGCAGGCUGCUAGACAUGAAAGAUGUGGUUGUUUAUGGAGUGGAAGUGCCAGGAGCAGAAGGAAAAGCUGGAAUGGCCGCCAUCGCUGAUCCGUCUCACUCCACCGACCUGGAGAAGUUUGUGAAGGACAUGGAGAAGGCUCUUCCUCCGUACGCCAGGCCCGUCUUCCUCCGCUUCCUUCCAGAGGUCAACAAGACAGGAACGUUUAAAUUUCAGAAGACGGACCUGCGCCGGGACAGCUUCGAUCCCACUGCGGUGUCCGACAGACUGUACUUCCUGGAUUCCAGCAGAGGGCGCUAUGUGCAGCUGGAUGAGGAGCUUUACCGCUCCAUACUGUCAGGGAAGAACAAAUUGUGAUGCCCCAGCUGAGCACUGCAUCUCCACACAGACACACACACACACUCGUACAAACACACAAAAGAAGACAUUAGUGUGUGUCCAGGAUAGCAGCAAGAUUUUCUCCCCAUACACACAAAUGCAUUUAAAGUAAUAGCCAUACACUUUAGAAGGCCGACACAUUUACAGACACACACAAACACACACGCAUACAUGCAUAUUAUAUUACCAGAAACCACUUUGCUCUCUGAAAUCCCUAAAAAAACCAGACUUAUGCACGGCACACUCAGAAAAACACACGCACCACUCCAUCCAUCCAUCUCCUCAGCCACUCCUCUCGCUACCUCAGCAACCAGAGAGGCGUAAACCCAAUAAGCAGGUCUAUGUGGUAACUUGAAACCACUCUUCAUGGCCACACAUUCUCUGCCCGCACAGCCCAACUCCCAACAACCCCAACCUGUCAACCCCGGUUCAUCAGACCGAGUCGUUCCGCUGGCGAGGGAUGAGGAGUUACAGGCUGCCUAGCAUCCAGAAUGCAAAAACUUGAAAACUGCAGAUAAACACAACCUUAAAGGAACAUGGAUUCAGUGUGUGGGACAACAGAGGGACCUACGUGGACCUAAAAUGUCUCUCUGUUCAUUGUUAUGUUAGUGAGAUUGUUUUGUAAAAGACUGGAGGUUCUGCCGUCGACUUAACCUGCACAGUUAGCCAAACCAGUGUGACACCUGUCCUCCAUCUGGAGUUACAUUCAUCAAAGGAUUUCUCUCUUUUGGCUCUUUGUUAUUAUGUUAAACUUUUCUUUUUUUUUUUGUAAAGGGAACAACAUAAGGAUGUGAGGAAAGCCUUUGACGUGUAACAGAAGUAUAAUUGGACCAGUGGUUGAAGCUGAAAGAUUUUAAAGUGCAAUAGGGCUCCGGUGUUUGAAGUGCAAUAAUCAGCCGCACCGUAUGAGAGCUGAUUUAAAAAAAAAACAAAAAAAAAAGCAGCAACACACCAAAUAUUUUUAAGUUGUAGUGUUUACAUAUUUAAGGAAAUAUGAGCAUCUUUAUUAUUUAUGUUGUCGUGAAAGCUUUUUUUUCUGCUGUAAUACUUUUUUCUGCUUUAUAUGUAUCCAAAUCUUCAUUAGCUCUCGGAGUCCUUCAAAGUAAAGCUGCAGAAAGCAUUUUAUAUCAGCUGCUGGAACACAAACUGCUUCAACCCUGGGCUAAAUACAGGAGGCUUUGGUUGUGUGGCUGUAUUGUGCAGGUUUUGUCCUGAAAAGGUAGACUGCCUAUCUUGGGGUGUGUGUUUAUUCUUCUACAACAUAUGAAGAGCACUUGACUGAAGAGAGAAAAAGCACCAAAAUGCCUGAUCAGCAAGAACUUGAUCUGGUGCUGAAAAAGAGGGAUGUUCUGCCAGAGUCGGGAAGAGCUGAACGAUCCAAAGAUUCAGAGGAACCGGAGGAAGGAGGGGGAUGCAUCGAAAUAGAGCUGUAGAGGACAAGAAAAUGCGCUUCGUCUUUAAUGGUGUCAUCUGUCGUUCGCAGUAGCUGUCAUCAGAGGUUGUAGCAGCAUGAAUGAGCAUCAUCAACCACAAGCAGAGCACUGUGCCUUACUGUGAGUUCACCUCCCAGAUUCACAGGCCCUGGAUGGCAUAUGGGAUCAUAGAUUUCCCCCUUUUCAUCUUUUCUCUUCUCACUCAGCUUCUAUCUUCUGUGGUUUCAUUUGUCACUGAUUUUAUUCGUCUGCUAAGAAGCGACCAGCACCUCCGUCCUGCCAGGUGCAGGAAGAGUUUGUGUUUGUCUCGCUGGGCUGUUGCGGCGCUUUUCCACUAGGACCUACUUGGCUCGACUCGGCUCGACUCCACUCGGUUUGUGAGGUUUUCCAUUAGGACGUAGUACCUGGUACAGGUACUGUUUUAGUACCUACUCGGCCGGGGUUCCCAGUGAGCUGAGUCCAGCUGAUAAUGUGACGUCUACCGAGUACAGGCCACUGAUUGGACAGGGAGUGACAACACACUACUCCUUCCUGAAAACCAAACCCGGCAUUUUUCUAAAGAAACUAGCAACAGCAACGGUGCGCAUUGCUCUUCACAGAACUCUCUGCUCUUCAAAAUCUGAUUGUGGCAACCAGACCUGUACCAUGGGUGAAUGAAGAAAUCGAGAGUUUUCUGUCUUUGGUGGUGGACCAAAGAAUACAGAAGUAGCUGGACAGUGCGACUAGCAGCCAGAAAGUAUAUCAGGAGGUCUCUGAGCGGAUGGUCGCCCAUGGAUACAGUAGGACAAUUAAGCUUUUCCAGAAGCUGGAAAAACUAAAAAAUGAUGUUAAGGGGCUUCCGGGCCGCCAUGCUAUGACAGCUCUACCUACAAUGAGGUAGUACUCAAUUGUAAUGGAAAACGACCGUAACUGAGCCAAGUCGAGUAGGUGCUAAUGGAAAAGCGCCUUUAGUGAGUCCAUAUUCUGCGAGGCUGCUGUCGCUACAUUCGAGGACUCCACCCCACCUGCUUCGCUCCCUUUGAAUCUUUUCUUUAUUUAUUCCUAGCUUUAAUUUGUCGUCUUGCUUUGUGUUUGUCGGUAACCCAAGCUUCCCCACGCUCAGCACUUUUUACUUUAAGCCUUUAUUGUAUUUCUGCCAACCACCCGAAUCCUUCUCCUCUCACCCAUCGGUUCUCUCCCCUCGUUCCUUCCCUUCAAGCCUCUGUUAGAUUCUAUCACGUACCGAGCCUCGUUCUCCGCCACGCCUGCUGCAUCUCGCUGUGCUCACGUCCAUUCAGAAGAACAGCUCUUGAAUACAUCUCAGAUAUUUAGAGAUUCCACUUAGUUUCAUGUAGUUGAGGAGGUUGUUCACUCCAAACCAUUUCCAAGUAUCGUUUGCUGAUGUGUGUUGUGUGUAGUCUGCCGUUAAUCUCCAUUUUAAGUCUCCUACAGUACAGCGAGGCGGGCUGUUGCCAACAUGAACCGUGCAACACGUCAUUUGAAGCUUUCCUGUACCGUAGGCGACUUAAGAGUUUUAUUGUGGCAACACUUAGGCUACUUUGUUUUCUGCAGACUGAUUCCUAAUCCGUUUAACUAUGUUUUCUUCAUUUUUUUUGUUGCACUGACUGACACAGUUGACCUUGAUGGCUGCAGUCUGCCGACAGCAACCAUCAAAGUUGCUGUAAUUUCCCUGAUUCAGUGGGAGAAAAAAAAGACCAACAAAGCCGUUUGACAGGAUCUGAAAUUUGUUCCUGCUUCCUCUGUCUUUCUCUCACGUGUAUUUAUUCUUUAAUGAUGAGUGUGAAAUGUUCUCAUGAAUGUCUGAAAACGUAAACGAGUGAUCAACGAUGACGAUGAUGUAAAGUGUGAUUUGUGUACUGAAGGGAACACAGUUCGGCUGUUAUGAUGCUUCUGACUGAGGGUUUGCUAACCCUGACCACCAGGGGGCGUGUGACUAAACAGCCCCACAGCAGAGCACUCUGAAGAAGAUGUUUCCAUUUUCAUUUUUAAAAAAAAAAAAAAAAAAAAAGAGUUUAAAUUAUUAUUUUUGAAAGAACUGUUAAUUAUACUUUGAUUGUUUCACUCUCUAUGUAUUUGCUUUUGUUUUUCUUUGUGUGAAAUCAUAGCUUUUGUGGUUUUGGUUUUAAAAUGGGGGGGGAGGAUUCUCGCACGAAUGGAAGACAAUCGAAUGGCUGUUUUUGCUACUGUCUUUUUUUUUUUUCGAAAGGCACUAGGAACUAGCCAGGAAUCCGCGUUUUCAGGAAAAAAAAAACAAAUGGUUGUAGAUGUCUGCUCGGAGCCUGUUUGCCAUUUCCACAUUAAUAAAUAUUGCCAGUCAAAGAGAGACACGCACAUGUUUCCAUGCCAUCAUUUGAAAUCUUACGUGACACAUUUUAAAAUUUGGAAUUUCUAAAUGUUUCACUUAAAAUGACUCGACUCUGGCCGAACAAAUCCACUGUUUCCAGGUCAUCUGCAUUUUUUUACAUUCUACACACACUGUAAUUGUAAUCAGUACAUAGAGAUUGUUUUAUUUAUUACUAAAAUGUUUAUUGACAACUUCUAAAGUGUUCUAAAGCCUCAAAGGCAUGGAGCUGCCACCAGUCUUCCUUUCAUAUUGAGAUCAGUGAAGAUGAUCUGAGUGGAAAUCGCCUCAGAAAUAAAUGGUGAGUCACAGUGAGGUCUGAUCUCAGCCUGGCUACAGAUUUGUGUUUUCCAACAUGUCUGUGUCUCUCCUGUCUUACUGUCCUCUCAUUCCUCUGAUCAACGUUUCUCACUUGGCUUUUUGCACUUUUUGUUUGUCCUUUUCCCCCCUUCAUGGUUUGUAUAUAUGUUUGCCCACAUGAGUGAAAAGUUUUUCUUAUUUAAUGUGAUUGUCUUACUGCAGAGUGUAGAGGAGGUCUGUGAGGUGUGUCUGAAACACUGAUGUCCUCUUGUCCACUGAAGGCUAGCUGUAUGUCAUGCAUUUCAAGAAAAUGAGAUAAAAGCAGUGCUGCAAAUGGAAAAAUCAUUAUUAAUAAAAACUAUUUAAAUUGUU
Messenger RNA from Amphiprion ocellaris (clown anemonefish), 6794 nucleotides. RefSeq names its product solute carrier family 27 member 4 (gene slc27a4). Lineage: Eukaryota; Metazoa; Chordata; Actinopteri; Pomacentridae. The transcript has 14 exons. Gene Ontology annotation, molecular function: long-chain fatty acid transmembrane transporter activity; long-chain fatty acid-CoA ligase activity. The record is from RefSeq and is a predicted model, not a curated record. Bases 396 to 2327 code for a protein of 643 amino acids. Gene Ontology annotation, cellular component: microvillus; plasma membrane; endoplasmic reticulum membrane. Gene Ontology annotation, biological process: medium-chain fatty acid transport; very long-chain fatty acid catabolic process; response to nutrient.